Haemonchus placei is the source of this 2529-nucleotide messenger RNA. The record is from the annotation of a GenBank genome assembly. Lineage: Eukaryota; Metazoa; Nematoda; Chromadorea; Rhabditida; Trichostrongylidae.
AUGGAGAAAGAGGUGGUUUCAGGCAAAGAAAGCAAGAGUCAAAACUUAGGGACUGAUGUCAUUUUACUGACUGGAGUAGCUCGAGUAAGAGACUCGGUUCAAAACGUCUGGAAAGACGUGGAAGUCUUACUUGAUACAGGCGCUGAUCAAUCCUUUAUUAGUCAAGGACUAGCCGAUGAACUUGGGCUUGUAUGCAAGGCGCAAAAGACAUUUGUUAUGUACACCUUUGGUACAGAAACUCCCAGGCAAACCACAUGUGGAGAGACCAUGUUGGACCUGUGGGACCAUGAAGGUGAUAAGCACGAAUUGCGCAUUUAUACCACGCCAGUUCUAACUGCAAAAAGUAAAACGGCGCAACUGUGUUCAGUAGAUCUAGAAUACAUUGCUCGGCACAAGAUUUUCUUGUCAAGAGAUAAGUGCGAAAGCUCGUUGAAGCCACAGAUUCUUUUGGGUUGUGACCAACUGUGGAAUUUCUUAGAUGUGCCUCAUCCCCGUCACACCUUACCUUCCGGACUGCAACUUGUUCCAUCUAAAUUGGGAUACUUGCUCACGGGACAACAAAUGAGAGCACCACAAGAAGAACAAGGGAAUAUGACUGAUAGAGUUGAAGCAACCUUGAUCAACUCCUUCACUAAUUUCGACGAAGAGCUGGAACGAUGGGACAAAUAUUGGACCAUGGAUUCAGCUGGUGUGUGCGAAUUCACAGGAACAAAGAAUGCCGAAAAGGAUGCCACAAAUGCGAAGGUCGCCAAGUUUUUCGAAGAGACGAUCGAGAAGCGCGAGGAUGGUUAUUAUAUCCGUUUCCCUUAUAAGGAAAAUCACCCUCCGCUGCCAACCAAUAAAGCAAUUGCGCUCAAGCGUUUGAAGACAGUCUUGAAGACACUACGAAGAACUCCGGAACUACUAAAUGACUACGAUAAGACCUUCCAUGCGCAGCAAGAAAUCGGGGUUAUCGAAGAAGUUAACCCCUCCCACACUGAUGGCGCUAUCGUCCACUACAUACCUCAUCAGCCAGUGAUCACGCCACAAAAGGAGACCACUAAAUUGCGCAUUGUAUUCGACGCCUCAGCUCAUUUCAAAGAUAGCCCUUCUUUGAAUGACGUCCUUCAUCAAGGACCCCUCAUCCUUCCAGAAUUGUAUGCCAUGUUGCUGCGCUUUAGGAACCCCAAGUACGUAAUCAUCUCUGACGUUGAAAAAGCUUUCUUGCAAGUGCGCUUACAUGAAGCUGACAGAGAUGCUACGCGAUUCUUAUGGGUUCGCGAUAUAAACGAGCCGUUUGGCAUACACAAUGUAGCAACGUUUCGAUUUACUCGAGUAACAUUUGGACUAAAUGUAUCUCCAUACCUGCUUGGGGCAACUAUUAAUCACCAUCUGCGAAGCGCUAUGCAGAACGAGGAGCUUGCGAAUGAAAUACGAGAGAAUUUGUAUGUCGAUAACCUUAUUCUCUCUGCCGCAACACCUUCUGAGGCCGCUAGAAAGUCCUUAGAAGCGCGAAAAAUCUUUGAAGAGAUGGGUAUGAACUUGAGGGAAUUCCUGUCCAAUGAUGAGACCCUGCGUCAGCAAUUACCAGAGAACGCAUACGCAAAAUCACUGGUGCAAAAGGUGCUCGGAAUCACUUGGAACUCAGAAACGGAUAGCUUAGAAGUUCGGUGUUCCUUGACUGUAAGUGAUCCCAUUACGAAGCGUAGCGUUGCGCGCCAGAUAGCAUCCAUAUACGAUCCCAUGGGAUGGCUUGUCCCAUUACUCAUGCCGGCGAAGAAAUUUCAGCAAGACCUUUGGAGGGAAGAGUUUGAUUGGGACACAAAAUUGCCACCGGAAGUCGCCAGCCGAUGGAUCGACAUUCUUGAAAACAUCAAUGGUUUUCAAAAAUCUCUUCCAAGGCGCUAUUGUACCGACUUGUCGGAACUGUCUCUUGCAGUUUUUGCGGACGCAAGCGAAGUAGCCAUUGCCGCUUGCGCAUAUCUCUUUUCCGAGUGUAAUUCUUCGUUGAUGAUAGCAAAAAGUAAGCUGCCAUCAAUAAAAACGAAGACUACUAUGCCGAAAUUAGAAAUGAAUGCGCUUACUUUAGCGACGCGCCUAGCCUUCUCAGCUGCCCAAGCGCUUAAACUACAUGAACUUGAACGUGCCACUACCAUCUACAUUUUUUCUGACUCACAAAUAGUCCUUAGUUGGCUAUCUUCAAUCCGUCGUGCAAAUCUGGGAGUACUAGUAGAAAACAGAUUACGCGAAAUACGCAGAAUCGUAUGCCAGCUAGAAGAUAGUGCAAUGACCGUUGUUUUCGGCUAUGUUAACACUUUGGAGAACCCCGCGGAUGCAGGAACUAGAGGACUUACUAAGGAGCAAAUCACUACGCAUAGCUGGUGGAGUGGCCCACCAUUUUUGCGCACCCCAGUGCAGCAUUGGACCACCACCUUUUACCCCUUGAAACUUAGUGAUACACCCGCAUUUGCGGAAUUUGACAGUGAAGAAUCUACAAAUAUAAACGUCGUUAACGGAAGAGACGUGGACAUCGAAGACCUUCUUGAAUGA